This is a messenger RNA of Penicillium oxalicum, 981 nucleotides long. RefSeq names its product deubiquitinase OTU2. The record is from RefSeq and is a predicted model, not a curated record. The transcript has a single exon. Gene Ontology annotation, biological process: protein deubiquitination. Bases 1 to 981 code for a protein of 326 amino acids. Gene Ontology annotation, molecular function: cysteine-type deubiquitinase activity. NCBI's taxonomy places the organism in Eukaryota, Fungi, Ascomycota, Eurotiomycetes, Eurotiales, Aspergillaceae.
AUGGAGGAGCUGCUGACGAAACACCGCAAAGAGCAGAAAGAUAUGCAGAGCCGCAUCACUCAGAAAAAAAAGUCUGCUACCAAGAAGACACGCAAGGGAGUGAACGAUGACUGCGAGCGAAUGCAACGGGAGCUCACCGAACGGCAACAGUCUGAGAUUGCUCAACUAAAUGGUGAAUCACCAGAGGCUGUUGAGGAGGCCCUUGAAGAACUCGACAUAAACGAUGAGCCUCCAGCAGUUACAUCAAACGACGGUAAUGAACGCUCGACGGCGCAUACGAACACUCCCGAGUCCACCUCCGCGCCAUCGCCGGCCGAGUCCUCAACUACAAGAAAUAAGAAGCCCAAUCGCCAAAAAGCACGGCUCGCCCGUCGCGCUGCCGAGCAAGCCGCUCAAUCUGCGGCUGCGGCUGAAGAGGCUGCCAACCAAACCGACUACAGAGGCAAUGAACAAGAAGUCAUGAAUGCAGUCUUCAAGAAGCUCGGCUUAGAGGAAGUCGAGGUGACACCAGACGGACAUUGUCUCUACUCGGCAGUUGCAAAGCAACUAGACGAGUCGGGAGUCGGAUUACGCCCGGACCCCAGUCGUAUCGUUCUACAACCAUCCACUCAGACGCGAAUUGACACUGUCACGUCACCACAGCAUGACGGAUACCGUGCUGUCCGUGCCGUGACAGCGGAUUUCAUCGCAGAACACAAAGAAGACUUUGAAGCCUUUAUGGAAGAGCCCAUCGAUGUCUACACUCGCAAGAUCAAGCUGACUGCUGAAUGGGGCGGCCAAUUGGAGUUACAAGCCAUUGCGAGAGCAUACGGAGUAAACAUCAAUGUUGUGCAGAAGGACGGACGAUUGGAGAAAAUUGAAGCUGGUGAUAUGGACAGUUUUGAUGAAGAGGAGAAGAAGAAACGCGUCGUUUGGCUGGCCUAUUAUCGUCACACCUAUGGCCUGGGCGAGCACUACAAUGCUCUGUUCAAGAAGGAAUGA